UUAUAUUUCCCCGCGGCUCCACCCAAGCUUCCCCUUCGACAUCUCCUACACCUUUGAAACUCAAGACAUCUCUUCUCAUGACUCCAUCAAAGGCCCUCGUACCAGCCGCUGAUCUUCAGUCAUUUACUGAAUAUCUUAGCGGCUGCAAGCGAGUCAUUGCUCUUCUUGGAGCUGGAAUCUCCGCAUCAUCAGGCUUACCCACCUUUCGUGGCGCCGGCGGACUCUGGCGUUCAUACGAUGCAACCUCUUUAGCAACCCCCGAGGCCUUUCAGAGAACUCCAGGUCUUGUUUGGCAGUUUUAUAGUUACCGACGACAUAUGGCUUUGCAGGCCGAGCCUAACAAAGCGCACUACGCGCUGGCAGAACUGUCACGGAGAAAUGAAGACUUCAUUACACUUAGCCAGAACGUUGACGGUCUGUCCCAGCGAGCACUCCACCCUUCUAACCAGCUACAUCUACUACACGGCAACCUCUUCGACCUCAAAUGCACCUCCUUCUACUGCAACUACACCCGUGAGAACGACUUCACAGACCCACUCGUUCCAGCCCUAGAUAUCCCAAAAAGGGCAUCAGGCCUUCAUCCCUCCACGACCGACAAGACCGGUGAAGAAGCAGCGAAAGCUAUCCACAAUGCUCUGGGCACAGGAGAAGAAGUUGACAUAUCCGAUGCCAGCAAUCCAAUCCCCCAUCUAAGCGAGGAUGAUCUACCUAAAUGCCCUAAAUGCAAGACUGGGUUGCUCCGUCCGGGUGUUGUGUGGUUUGGAGAAGCCCUGCCUGAGAAAACGCUUAGUGAAGUCGAUCGUUGGAUCGCAGCCGGCCCCAUUGAUCUCUGUCUGGUUAUAGGUACCAGUGCGAGGGUAUGGCCGGCCGCAGGGUAUGUUCAUGAAGCUCGUUCUCAAGGUGCACGAAUCGCUGUGUGUAAUAUGGAUUCUAAUGAUACUCCUGGUGACCUUCAUUUUGGGGAUUGGUUUUUCCAGGGUGAUGCUGGAGUCAUUGUACCCGAGAUCUUGAAGGGUGUCAUUGGUGAGAUUUAAGUCUCUUCUGGGGUAGAAUUGGGGUAGCAUUGGGAAUUGUGAUCAUUGGGAUAUGGGAUAUGGCUAAUGGCCAUUUUAGAUUUUGGGCGUUUCAUAUUAGCUUUGCAUGACUUGGUGACUGAUGGAGAAUGGAAAUUACGAGCAUUUUACGACUACGAAUGAAGAAACUUUGAGUUGAUGGUUUGAUAGAUUGAAAUGAAAUAUCACAUUCAUUGGGCGGAAAUGGC
Penicillium canescens is the source of this 1261-nucleotide messenger RNA. RefSeq names its product SIR2 family NAD-dependent protein deacylase. Lineage: Eukaryota; Fungi; Ascomycota; Eurotiomycetes; Eurotiales; Aspergillaceae. Gene Ontology annotation, molecular function: protein-malonyllysine demalonylase activity; protein-succinyllysine desuccinylase activity; NAD+ binding. The record is from RefSeq and is a predicted model, not a curated record. Bases 78 to 1034 code for a protein of 318 amino acids. The transcript has 2 exons.